CGUACAGGAAGCGUUUUCUCAAUUCCUCUCAAAAGAAAUCCUUUCAAAAUGUCUUGGAAAGAAUGGUCCGAUAAAUUUCUUGACAACGGGUGCAUGGACAUGAGUGCUAUUUACGGUAUGGAUGGAGGACUGACAUUGUGGUCCGCGUCUGGGGAGCAGAUUACGAUGAACGAAGAAGAACUCAAACACUGUAUCAGCGCCAUUGACAUGAAUGACUUCAGCCACCUCCAAGUGAAUGGAGUCCGCGCUUGCUCCGGCAGGAAAUUUUUAUUCACAUCCGAAGACAGAGUAAAUAAAUGUAUAAAAGGCCAACAUAAGGAGCACGGUGGUCUAUUUGUCGGGGUGACCAAGUCGGGAAAAUGUGCACUAGUGGGAUACUGCAGUAAGCCAUUCCAAUGUCGACCAGCCUAUGCCAAAUUUUGCCAAUUAAAAUCUGAUUUAGAGGGACAUGGAUUUUAGAAAGUGACUUGACGAGAAAACGGUGCACGUGCAAUCGUGGAGCUAACUUCCAAACACACGAAAGGGCCUAAUUCCUUCAUGCCAAUCUCAUUCGAAUUAAAAACAUCUUUGUACUGAGUGUUUAUCUCGAGAGAAUCCCGAAACGAUUGGUGAUUCUGACAUUUUAUUGAAAGAGCACAUUCCAAAAAUCAUCCAUUAUCAUCCAUUCAUUGCCUGCGUGUUAUUGACGUUUUGAACUGCUGCUCACCCCCGGUAGGUCGGCAUGGGGUAUUGCUUAAACUACGGUUUUACUGCUCUGAGAGCUUCGGAUAUAUUCGAGAAAGUCUCGGUCAGGCAUGGAAGUUCGAUACGGACAUCUCCCUGGGUCAAUUCAAGUCACCGAUGUUUACUAGAGGAGAGGAGAACAACGUCAAAGUGUCCUUUGUCCUUCAUUUUUCGUCCUCUGACCAUUUUAUGAUCGUUUGCUCUAGUCAUUCAUCUCAUAACUGUUCAUAACCAUAACAAUGAAAAUAAUAAAUUUUGCUGAUCAUCCAAUCCAUUAUCAUGACCAUAGACUCAUUCUGUAGAGGAUGAAGUGCCAAUUAGUCGGAGCUUCUCGGCGGAGCAUUUUUACUGGAAUAUCAGCCAGGAGCCAUACCAGCAUUGUGGCAUAGGAAAAAAUACCGUAAAAGAUGUCCAGCCUCGUUUUGCUUUGGGGAAGCUGCAUGAAGCAAUGUGAAGUGACGGUUCCUGGCGGAAUUGACAGUAAUGAUCGUGAUAGGUGUAAUAGGGUGGACGUAGGUUUAGAUUUUUGUAUGUAGUAUUUAACUGCUAAUGCUGUGGAUACGGAGUUGACUGGUUAACGAGUUUAGUUGGAACGUUUGGCUUGUGACAGUAUUUUAUAAAUCUGCCUUCUUAUAAAACCAUUAUAUAGAUAGCCUAAUCAACUUGAAUUCCCUUACUCGAUACAAACUAAAUGGCUACCACGCAUGUUUCCCCAGUUACUUAUAUCUCCCCCUUCUCCAAGCAUGUCCCCUUCAAUUUACUCAACCGUCAACUUCAUAUAGCCAAAAGAGAUUAUACACACUAAACCCGCUCGUCUCUGACCAAUGGGCGCGGCGAGUAUCCACAGUGUUUGGCAUUACAUCUACUCGUGCCAUAUUUAUAUUGUGAUGCACUG
Messenger RNA from Lineus longissimus, 1618 nucleotides. RefSeq lists its product as uncharacterized. The transcript is spliced from 3 exons. Bases 49 to 459 code for a protein of 136 amino acids. The record is from RefSeq and is a predicted model, not a curated record. NCBI's taxonomy places the organism in Eukaryota, Metazoa, Nemertea, Pilidiophora, Heteronemertea, Lineidae. Gene Ontology annotation, molecular function: actin binding.